GAAGAAAACAACAAAACCAUUGGAAUGAUGCCGCUAUUAUUGCCUCACAUGUGAGACGAGAGUGUGCAGAAAGAGGUUGGGGCUUUGCUUCAUUGGCUCAGAGCAACACCUUUUUAGGAUUUGUCCCUUUUGACAUGUCUGAUUGGAUUUCACCUUCCUUUAAAAUGUUGCUCAAAGUAUUGCUCCGUGUCCGCUUGACCUGCUCUGUGGAUCACACCGACAUGUCUACAAGCAUUCCAGAACUAACCUGUCAUGACCCAUAAAUAAAUAAAACGACUAGAGACAUCAUUCAUUCUCUUUAGUCUAUUUAGUUUUUAUUUAUGGAAAUUGGAAAAAGACGGAAGCAGCGCGGCAACGUCACUGAUUUCCUGGGCGCUGCCAGUUGAAUCGUCUGUUGCCAUGGUAACAGACAACACGAGGACUGUAGGGACAGUAACACCCGGGCUAUGUCUCACCAAGAGCGUCCGAGCCGAGUUCCUACAGAGGAGGACACGAGAGGGGCUGCUGCAGAAUUUUACCGGGCCAACGGAGUCCCGCAGCUGGUGGAGAGAGCUCUGAACGAGCUCUUCUUCCAUGAGCCUCGAGACGUCAACGGAUACCUGGCAAAUUAUUUCACAAAUCUAAGUGAGCCACCAAGGAUCAGCGGGCUGAAAGGGAGGGAGGUUUAUGACGCAAGAGGACAACUCUCCAUUGAGGCAGAAGUCUUCUGCAUUGUCUGCAACAAGGAAAAGAGCCUGUCUUCAGCUGCCAUCUCCAGCCACUUUGGGCCUAUGGUGACAUCACUGGAGAGGAAAAUAAUGAGUCAGGAGAGGGCUAACCAUAUGAUGACGGCCACCCAGUGGAUCAAUGGUCCUCUGAUAAACAUGCUGAAGGGCCAAAACCCCUGUGACCAAUCAGACGUUGACCUUAUACUCAGCAAUUUCUUCAUGGCCCGCUUCCUUGAAGAGAAAGAUGUUUGGAACAAGGAAAAUGAGGAGAGUCGUUCUCCCAGCGAGCCCGGGGAGUUGUUCUCUUCUCCACGCUCUGCAGAGGCGAAAGACAACAAGAUUGUUAAAAAAGGUAAAAAGAGCAACACGUCGGAAAAGCCAUUUUGUCCAACAGAGUCACCAGAACCGGUUUUACGUGGGAGUUGUGCCAUUGGCUCAGUAUCUCUUGCCGUGGCCCAAACUGCUGCAAAAAUACAGGGUCUCCCUCUCUACAAAUACAUAGCCGCUCUGAAGAACAGAAAGGCUCCUGCUAAGUUUCCUAUUCCGGUAUCUUUGGUCACUUUGCUGAGCUGUGGAAAGACUUCUCCUGGAAAAUUGAGUUUGCUUGAGGAAGUCAUCCUGAUCCCCAAAGCAGGACAACGAGUCAAACAGAUCAUCACAAUGGCUCUUGGGAUACAGAAGGAGAUGAUGAGAAUAAUGUCCACUUCAACAAAAGCCGGGGCAACCCAGGCGAUGCUGUGUGACAGUGGAGCGCUGGCUGUGACAUACGAGCGACCUGAGCAGCCUCUGGACCUGAUCACUGAAGCCUGUAGUAACUCUGGACUGGCACUGGGUACAGAUAUCCACUUAGCACUAAACUGUGCUGCUCCUGAGUUAAUGGACUGUUCUAAAGGAAAGUAUGAAGUUUCAACCGGGGUUUUGAAGUCUCCAGAUGAAUUAGUUGAUAUGUACCGAACCCUUAUCAUCAAAUACCCAGCAGUGGUCGCCUUAAUCGAUCCAUUCAGGAGAGAGGACAUAGACCAAUGGGAGAAGCUGAGCAACAUGAUUGGAGACUCAUGUUCUCUGCUUUCUGACCUCACCUGCAAGCUAAAGGCCCCCCCCCUUUCGGGAGUCAGAGGUCACAUCUUAAAACACGUCAAUGAGACAACGGUCAGCGAUUUGAUCAGCAUCACUUCAGAGCACCAGGGUUCAGUGUUGAUGGGAGUAGCAAGGAGUGAGCCUUGCAGUGAUGACUCUCUGUCAGAUAUAGCUGUGGGUCUGGGCCUUGGCUAUGUCAAACUGGGAGGUCUGAGCGGUGCUGAAAGGAUGACUAAAUACAACCGGCUGAUUUCUAUAGAGGAAGAGCUGGCCAAACAGGGAAUCCUGUUGUCCCAGGAGAAGCACCCCCCCCCACUGUUCAGUGAUACACCACAGGAGAAGUCUACCACAGCACAGAGUACAGUCUGACUUGUUUGUAUCCACAAAGUGUGCGUUAUAUUCCACUUUCAUUGUUUUCUUCUUAUCUAUUACUUGCCUGUCGAGAUUUCACGGGAGAACCUGCUGAGUUUAUUAGGAACAAAGUACAUUAAUCCUGAAUUCUAGUUGAUCUAUUAAUCAUUAAGAAGCAAAGUGAGAAAAGAGAACUUUGAAUAAAAAAGCUGUUUUAACGGAAAUCUUGUCGUUUCUUCAGAUUGUUUACAUGUGAACCAUCGCAGCAGUGGUUGUACGCUGUUCCUCCGCACACAAACAUGCUUUCAGGUCACAAUCGAUCAUCUCGCAAGAAAUGUGCAAACAUUGCAGCAAUUAUGAACCAUAACACAGCAAAUCCAGAGAAAAAAUAUAUAUUUUUAAGUUUUGCAGAAAUGUCUAAUUUUUUUAAUCUAUCCUAUAAAAUCAUCUCAUGUGAAACUAAAACACUUUCCGCUAAUAUCAAUUAUUUACAUAUUCAUAUAAAAUGUGUAUAACAAAAUGGUCAGGUUCUGCAAUUACACUUCAUAUUGACUUAUAUAUUGACUUAUGACUGUUUUGAAACACAUGAGUAAAUGACAUCCUACAAUCUUGUUUCACUGUUAGAUGUUAGCAGCUUUGUAUCAUCUCUUUAUAGAGGACUCUAACUGCAAGCUGACUCAAGGGUGUCAGAGCAGUUCUUGAUUGGUCGUGUUAAUCUGGCCAGUGAAAGCCCUGUGUGUCAUGUCCAAGAAACUUUGUUAAGUUAAUUUGAUCAGUUUCUUAUCAUGUUGUGUUGUGUUUUCAAGUUCUGUGUCUGCCUCGCCCCCGAUUGUUUCCACCUUACCCUGUGUAUAUAUUGUCUAUAUGUAUAUAUUGUCCUGUGCCAGUUCGUCUUGUCCCUCGUGCCAGAGAACCCUCAUCGUAUCCAUGCCAUUUCCCAUUGUCAGGUCUUUGAUUCUGAUACUUUGUCUAUGUUUGAUUUCCACUUUUCUUCAGUCUAGCAUUUAUUCAAUUUUUUUUGUA
Messenger RNA from Pungitius pungitius (ninespine stickleback), 3158 nucleotides. RefSeq names its product enolase 4 (gene eno4). NCBI's taxonomy places the organism in Eukaryota, Metazoa, Chordata, Actinopteri, Perciformes, Gasterosteidae. Gene Ontology annotation, cellular component: phosphopyruvate hydratase complex. Gene Ontology annotation, molecular function: phosphopyruvate hydratase activity; magnesium ion binding. The coding region runs from base 447 to 2153 and encodes 568 amino acids. The transcript is spliced from 14 exons. Gene Ontology annotation, biological process: glycolytic process. The record is from RefSeq and is a predicted model, not a curated record.